Pogoniulus pusillus (Red-fronted tinkerbird) is the source of this 2751-nucleotide messenger RNA. It is a transcript of the gene DHX58, whose product is annotated as DExH-box helicase 58. Gene Ontology annotation, cellular component: cytoplasm. Gene Ontology annotation, biological process: cytoplasmic pattern recognition receptor signaling pathway; antiviral innate immune response; negative regulation of RIG-I signaling pathway. Bases 338 to 2362 code for a protein of 674 amino acids. NCBI's taxonomy places the organism in Eukaryota, Metazoa, Chordata, Aves, Piciformes, Lybiidae. The transcript has 12 exons. Gene Ontology annotation, molecular function: single-stranded RNA binding; ATP binding; hydrolase activity. The record is from RefSeq and is a predicted model, not a curated record.
GGGAGUGUUUGGGGUGCAGGAUGCUGCAGGAAGAGGAGCUCGGUGUGGGGGCGGCACCGGGACGGCCGCGGCUGCGGGAGCUCCGCCCGCGGUCACUUUCGGUUUUGUUUCUGCCUUCUCGGGGCUCCCGGCCGGAGGCGUCUUUGGCCGCUGCGGAUCGGGCAGGCACCGGGGCUAAGGGGGAGAGGUCGGUGGAGGGGUCGCGGGCAUCGCUCCUCGGUCCGGCUCAGCGCCACUCGGUUGGCCCCAGCCCCGCGGCGCGGGUGCCUGUAGCAGAACCUCCCUCCCGAGUUUCGUUUCCCGGGAGCGGCUUUGGGCGCCCCGGCGGCGGCGAGUGAUGGAGCUCCGCGGGUACCAACGGGAGGCGGCAGCCCCGGCCCUGAGCGGCCUCAACUGCAUCGUCUGUCUGCCCACGGGCGCCGGCAAGACCCGCGUGGCUGCUCACGUCUGCUGGCAGCACCUGCACAGCCGCAGCGAGGCCAAGGUGGCCUUCCUCGUCAACAAGGUGCACUUGGUGGACCAACACGUGGAGAAGGAGUUCCGUGAGCUGCAGAAGAGCUUCAGGGUGGCGGCGGUGAGCGGGGAGAACAGCCACAAGACCUUCUUCGCCGACGUGGUGAAGCAGAGCGACCUCAUCGUCUGCACGGCGCAGAUCCUGCACAACGCCCUGGCCAGCGGCAAGGAGGACACGCACGUGGAUCUGGCAGAGUUCUCGCUGCUGGUGAUCGAUGAGUGCCACCACACGCACAAGGACGCUGUCUACAACAAGAUCAUGCUUGGCUACCUCCAGCGCAAGCUCCGUGGGCAGCAGAACCUGCCGCAGAUCCUGGGCCUGACAGCUUCCCCUGGCACUGGGGGGGCAACCACCCUCGAGGGGGCUGUAGAGCAUAUCCUGCAGAUCUGUGCCAACCUGGACGCUGAGGAGAUCUCAGUGGUGCAGGAGGAGGUGCAGCAGCUGCAGAGCCAUGUCCCCCAGCCCAGGAAGCAGCACGACCUGUGCCAGGAGAGAGUGCAGGACCCCUUUGGUGAGCAGCUGAAGAAGAUGAUGGAGAAGAUCCAGCAGCACAUGGAGCUGCCAGGCCUGCCGCGGGACUUUGGCACACAGGAUUAUGAGCAGCGCAUCGUGGAACUGGAGAAGACAGCGGCAGAGACGUUCUGCCGCAGGACGCGGGUCUGUGCCCUGCACCUGCGCAAGUACAACGAUGCGCUGCUGGUCAACGACACCGUGCGCAUGCUCGACGCCUUCCAGUGCCUCCAGCACUUCUAUGCUGACAAGGGGGACACACAGGACCCCACUGAGCGCUUCCUCACCGACACCUUUGAGGAGAACAGGGCGAGCCUGCAGGCGCUCGCUGGGGACCAGCGCUACAAGAACCCCAAGCUGAGCAGGCUGGAGGAGAUCCUGCAGGAGCACUUCCAGCCCCAUGGCACCUCUCGUGGCAUCGUUUUCACCAAGACACGGCAGAGUGCCCACAGCCUGCUCAGCUGGCUGCAGGACACGGCCACGCUCCGCGGGCGGCACAUCAGGGCUGCUGUCCUCACUGGCGCCGGCUACAGCAACCAGACCAAGCCCAUGACACAGAAUGAGCAGCAGGACAUCAUCAAGCAGUUCCGUGAGGGAGCCCUCAACUUACUCUUCUCCACCAGUGUGGCUGAGGAGGGCUUGGAUAUUCCUGAGUGCAACAUCGUGGUCCGCUACGGGCUGAUGACCAAUGAGAUUGCCAUGAUGCAGGCCCGGGGCCGUGCCCGUGCCAAGGACAGCAUCUACUCUGUCAUCGCCAAAACCAACAGCAGAGAAGUCUCUCGUGAGCUGCUCAAUGAGAAGCUGGUGGUGCUCAUGGAGAGGGCAAUCAGCGUGGUGCAGGCCAUGCCCAAGCAGGAGUAUUGCCUUAAGAUCAGGAAGCUGCAGGAGAUGUCUGUUGCCAGAUGGCUACUGAAGGAGGCCAGGAUCAGCGAGAGGCGGCAGCUGCACGACCCCAGCGCCGUUCGUCUCUACUGUGUCAGCUGCAGCGUGGCCGUGUGCCGUGGCAGCGACAUCCGCACCGUGGAGGGCACUCACCACGUCAACAUCAACCCCAGCUUCGGGCUCUGCUACAGAGUUUCCUCAGGGAAAAUGCACUUCCAGAGGACUUUCAAGGACUGGGAGCCAGGCUGCCGCAUCGUGUGCAGCCAGUGCAACCAGGACUGGGGGCUGGAGAUGAUCUACCGGCAGGUGAAGUUGCCCAUCCUCUGCAUCAAGAACUUUGUUGUGGAGACGCCAGCGGAGAAGAAGAGGUACAAGAAGUGGAGCGCUGUGACCUUCCCCAUCGAGGAGUUUGACUACACAGAGUACUGCUACAGCACCCACAGCCUCAGCUUUUAGUGUGGGCAGGACACCUCCCUUGGGCAGUGGAACCCUUGGCAUGGGACCUUCCAUCCAGGCCUGUGCAGAGUCAGCCACAGCUCUCUCCUCUUCCUUGCUGGACUAAGCCACUGCAGGACAUCCCUUGCUAGAUCCUGUGACUUCAGGAGGCUUUUCUGUGGCCAUGCAGAAAGGACAAGACAUAGAGAAAACAAUGCCUGAACCUUUCCCUGCCUACUGCCUGCUGCCUUCCCCUCCUGCCUCCCAGGACUGCUGAGGCUGAGGGACUGUCUGCACCCCUGCCAGGUGAGCCAACCCUUCCACAGGAGCCCAGGAUGUGGUCCUGUUCUCUGGCAGCUCCUGAUCUGCUUCCUGUGGCUCUCCAUUAAAGAGCUGUCUGUCAGCUGGGA